AUGCCCGUCUCCCUCGUUCGCGUUCUUUCGCGCGGCCUCCAUGUUUCGGCCCGCCGUCAUGCGCUGUCCCAAUUCAACAUGCCAGCAAUGAGUCCGACAAUGACCGAGGGUGGUAUUGCUUCCUGGAAGAAGAAGGAGGGUGAAGCUUUCAGCGCAGGCGACGUCCUCCUCGAGAUUGAAACCGACAAGGCUACAAUUGACGUAGAGGCUCAAGAUGAUGGUAUCCUCGCUAAAAUCCUUGCCCAAGACGGUUCAAAAGCCGUUCCUGUUGGCUCCGUCAUCGCCAUCAUUGGUGAGGAAGGUGAUGACUUGUCCGGUGCUGCUGCCCUUGCAGAGGAAGCCGCCUCAAAGCCUCAAGCAUCACCACCCAAGGCAGAGGAAAAGGCUCCAGAGCAACCAAAACCUCAGCCUACACCUGCCCCCGAACCUGUCAAGGUGGAGAGCAAGGAGUCCCUGCCCAAGGGCGACCGCAUCUUUGCAAGCCCUAUUGCAAAGAAGAUUGCCCUCGAACGUGGCAUUCCUUUGGCCAAGGUGAAGGGCACUGGUCCUUCAGGUCGCAUCAUUCGUGAGGAUGUCGAGAAAUGGAAGGCACCCGAGGCCGCUGCACCUGCUGCAUCCGCCACCACCGCUGCUGCCGCUGCCCAACCUUCUGUUCCCUCCACCGACUACGUUGACACACCCGUCUCCAACAUGCGCCGCACCAUCGGUGCCCGUCUCACCCAGUCCAAGCAAGAGCUUCCUCACUACUACCUCACCGCCGAAAUCAACAUGGACAAGGUACUCAAACUCAGGGAAGUCUUCAACAAGACCCUCGGCGAGAAGGACAAGUCUGCCAAGCUCAGUGUCAACGACUUCAUCGUCAAGGCUACUGCUUGCGCCCUUUCUGACGUGCCAGAGGCCAACUCUGCGUGGUUGGGCGAGGUCAUCAGAACAUACAAGAAAGCUGACAUCUCGGUGGCCGUCGCUACCCCCACGGGUCUCAUUACACCCAUCGUGAAGGAUGCGGGUGCCAAGGGUCUUGCCUCGAUCUCCGCAGAGACCAAGGCCCUUGCAAAGAAAGCUCGCGAUGGCAAGCUUGCUCCCGCUGAAUACCAGGGUGGUACUUUCACCAUCUCUAACCUGGGCAUGUACGGUAUCGACCACUUCACCGCCAUCAUUAACCCCCCUCAAUCCUGCAUCCUCGCCGUCGGCGCAACCCAAGCUCGUCUCGUACCCGCACCUGAGGAAGAGCGUGGCUUUAAGACAGUUCAGGUCAUGAAGGUUACUCUUAGCUGUGACCACCGUACUGUCGAUGGUGCUGUUGGUGCCCGGUGGUUGAACGCGUUCAAGGGCUACCUCGAAAAUCCUCUGACCUUCAUGCUAUAGACUAUGGUCAUACGUCUAACCCUUUCCAUAGACAUUUUAUAAUGCUACUGGUGUUUUUGGCUACUUACAUUAUGUGCCCACAAUAGAGUUUUUGUAUGUUCGG
Coprinopsis cinerea okayama7#130 is the source of this 1468-nucleotide messenger RNA. Its product is annotated as dihydrolipoyllysine-residue acetyltransferase. Gene Ontology annotation, biological process: pyruvate decarboxylation to acetyl-CoA. The record is from RefSeq and is a predicted model, not a curated record. Gene Ontology annotation, molecular function: dihydrolipoyllysine-residue acetyltransferase activity. Lineage: Eukaryota; Fungi; Basidiomycota; Agaricomycetes; Agaricales; Psathyrellaceae. Gene Ontology annotation, cellular component: pyruvate dehydrogenase complex. The transcript has 6 exons. The coding region runs from base 1 to 1365 and encodes 454 amino acids.